AACUUUAUGCUUGUAAUACUUUAUGGUUUGUCUGAAAUGAAAUUAUUUUUUUAGUUUACUUAAUUCUUAGAUUUAAAUAACCUUACCGACAUAAUUUAAUAAAGCUUGUUGAAAGUGAAUAACUGUAAAAGUUGAUUUUUGUAACAUUUUCACAGAAUGUCUAUUUUAACACAGUGAAAUUUUGUGCAACACAAAUACUUUUUGAAGUUUACAGCGUAGAAAUCUGAUGUGGCCCAAUCAUGAGUCGAACUGUCUCUUAAUAAUUCUGUUACUUUUUUUGUUGUAACAUUUGUAUUAUAUUAAAAAUAAUCAAUUGUAGGUAUUUGAAUAAAAUUAACAGGAAUGGCAUAUCAAACUCUAUUACAAGAAUACAUGCUCAUACCUCCAGUGACUAGGGCUUAUACUACCGCCUGUGUUGUCACUACGUUAGCUGUUCAACUAGAUUUGGUGUCACCAUUUCAGUUAUAUUUCAACCCCAUUCUUAUUCUUAAAAAAUAUCAGUUAUGGAGGCUGUUGACUACAUUCCUUUUCUUUGGAAAUUUAGGAUUCAACUUUUUUUUCAAUAUGAUAUUCACAUAUAGGUAUUGUAGGAUGUUGGAGGAGGGAUCAUUUAGAGGGAGAACUGCAGAUUUUGUUGUUAUGUUCAUAUUUGGAGGUGUUUUAAUGAUUUUAUGUGCUUUCUUUGUUAAUCUAUUAUUUUUAGGUCAAGCAUUUACUAUCAUGAUUGUAUAUGUAUGGUCUAGACGCAAUGUAUUUGUGCGGAUGAACUUUUUUGGACUAAUGAACUUCCAGGCACCGUACCUUCCUUGGGUCUUGCUAGGUUUCUCUGUCCUUCUUGGCAAUGCAAUCUCUGUGGAUUUGGUUGGUAUGGCUAUUGGUCACAUAUACUUUUUUAUGGAAGAUGUUAUGCCUAGACAAAAUGGGGGUCAAAGGUUAUUGAAGACACCAAAGUUUCUAAAAAAGUUGUUUGAUCCACCUCAAGAGGAAGAGUAUGUUCCUUUACCUGAAUUGGCAAACAUACGACCAGGAGGCUUUGACUGGCGAGGAGAUCGUUAAAUAUUAAAAUGAUAUAUUAAACAAAAACGAACAUACAGUGAGACCAUGCAUUGCCAAAAUAUGUUAUGAAAUUUAUAUUGUUUAAAAUUGAAAUCAAAGAUAGAUAAGUGAUAUUAAGUUUAUUUGUAUUUAAAUAUUAAUUUAAUGUAAUCCAUAUAAACUAAAAGCCAAAACAGUGACAUAUAAUGCAGUUUGGUGAGCAUAAAAAUAUACUAAAUAAUUAUUAAAAAUUGUUAAUACAGCACCUAUAAAAUACAUUUCUGCAGCCACUUCCAUGAUGAAAUCACCUUUUAAAAAAUCUGUUAGAUACCACUUACGAAAUAUUUUCUAUAUUUUGCUGCACCGCUCAACACAGUUUUUAUUGACAGUACUUUUUCACAGAGUUACGACACCGCUCAAAUCGUUACACCGUUUUUGUUUGGCAAUCUUAACUUACGCCUCGACUGAAACAUAGGCCCAGGCAUGUUGCCUAUGGGAACCUAAAUAUUAUUUUCGGGAUUUAAUUCAGGGAUGACCUUUUUUGUAUAUAUUAGAUAAGGCCUUCGCACACGAGGGUCUUAAAUAGAGAGUGUAUUUUUAUCUGUGAAUAAAUUAUGAGUACUGAAAA
This is a messenger RNA of Galleria mellonella (greater wax moth), 1663 nucleotides long. It is a transcript of the gene Der-2, whose product is annotated as derlin-2. Gene Ontology annotation, biological process: endoplasmic reticulum unfolded protein response. Bases 343 to 1056 code for a protein of 237 amino acids. Gene Ontology annotation, molecular function: misfolded protein binding; ubiquitin-specific protease binding. Gene Ontology annotation, cellular component: Hrd1p ubiquitin ligase ERAD-L complex; endoplasmic reticulum membrane. The record is from RefSeq and is a predicted model, not a curated record. The transcript is spliced from 5 exons. NCBI's taxonomy places the organism in Eukaryota, Metazoa, Arthropoda, Insecta, Lepidoptera, Pyralidae.